CCCACCAAACAAUGUCCCAAUCACAUCUUCACCAUUCUAAUCUCAUUUCAUUCAACUCUUGUUUCUCUAUCUCGAAAUGGAAUCUGAACAAGCCGCGACAGCUGCUAGUACCACCCGAUUGAGCCCUUUCAAGUACUCGAAUCGGGUGCUUUUGAAAACCAUCUUGGAUAGAAGGGAUGGUGGUUUGGAGUUGAUUGGUGAGAGGGUUGUGAUUGGAGGAUGGGUGAAGUCCUCCAAGGAGGUCAGGAAAGAGCCGGUGCCACAUAUUGCUGGUGAUUAUGUGUCGGGUGAACCUGAACCAAGGUCAGACGUCUGCUGCUGCAUCGAAAUUCUUCAGUCUCGGAUUCCUUUUUUACGAACAAUUGUUAAGGUCUUGGGAGGAGGAAGUGGCGGUCAUUAUCCACUUACGGAUAAGUUGGAAACAUCGAUUCAUACGUCCCCGCCGCCUUCCACUGUCGUCUUGCAAGUCGGCGAUGGUUCUUGCGUUGCAAACCUUCAGGUUGUUAUUGAAUCCUCCCUGACUCCCCCAUGCCAGCUCUUGCAUACUGGAACUUGCAUCAUAGUGGAAGGCUUGCUGCAGAAGUCUUGGGUACUACAAGGCAAAUACGUUAUCGAGCUGAAAGUGGAUAAACUUCAUCACAUCGGAACAGUAGAAUAUAGCAGUUAUCCAUUAUCGAAGAAACGCGUGCCUCUAGAUAAACUAAGGGAGUUUUGCCACAUUAGACCGCGGACAACUACGGUGCAAUCCGUCAUGCGAAUCCGCAAUGCCCUGGAGUUUGCAGCUCACACAUUUUGUCAAAACCAUGGUUUUCUUUCGGUGCAUGUACCCAUUAUAACAACUACAGACGGCAAAGGAUCCAGUGAAAAAUUCCAUGUCACUAGCCAUUUCGCAGCAGCAGGUGAAAAGGAGGAGCCUAAGAAAGCCGUUGUUGACAAUGUUAAAUCUUCUGAGGGUUACUUCUCUAGCCCAACUUAUCUAACCUCUUCUGGCCGGAUGCAUCUGGAGAGCUACGCUUGCGCCCUUGGAAAUGUGUACUCAUUCGGGCCACGAUUUCGAGCAGAGAAAGGAGAGUCCCCAAAACAUGCUGCAGAAAUGUGGAUAAUUGAAGUUGAAUUGGCAUUUUCAGAAUUAGAGGAAGCAAUCAACUGUGCAGGUGACUUUUUCAAGUCCCUCUGCAAAUGGGUAGUGGAAAAUUGUUCGGAAGAUAUGAAAUUCCUUUCUCAGCGAAUCGACAAAACCAGAACCGAACGUCUUCAGUCAAUGGUUUUGAGUACAUUUGAAAGAGUUUCCUACACUGAGGCUUUGGAUGCUUUAAAGAAGGUUACAGAAAAGAAAAAGGACACAAUGAUCGAGUGGGGUGCUGCACUAACUGAAGCGAAUCUAAGUUAUUUGGCUGAUGAAAUCUACAAGAAGCCUGUAAUUGUAUACAAUUAUCCAAAAGAAACCAAGCCAUUUUAUGUCCGGCUUAACGAUGAUGGAAAAACAGUUGCAGCAUUUGAUAUGGUUGUUCCAAAGGCUGGGAGGUUAAUUUCUGGUAGCCAAAAUGAGGAGCGCAUCAACAUUCUAACUACAAGGAUUAAAGAAUUGGGAUUGGCAGCACAGCAGUACGAAUGGUACUUGGAUCUUCGCCGGCAUGGAACCGUGAAGCACUCGGGAUUCAAUCUUGAGUUUGAUCAUAUGGUUCUGUUUGCCACUGGCCUGAAUGAUGUAAGGGAUGUCAUCCCCUUUCCCAGAAGCCGUGGCAAAGCUAGCUACUAGUCUACUUUGAGUACAAAAUAAGAUGUAAAGGACCCAAAUGGUGAAAAAUUGUAUACAUACAUUGAUGAAACAUAUGAUUUCAUACAUGUAAAUGAAUAAGGAGAUUUGUAAUUGGGAUG
Molecule: messenger RNA, 1878 nt
Organism: Malus domestica (apple)
Lineage: Eukaryota; Viridiplantae; Streptophyta; Magnoliopsida; Rosales; Rosaceae
Product: asparagine--tRNA ligase, cytoplasmic 2-like
Biological process (GO): asparaginyl-tRNA aminoacylation
Cellular component (GO): mitochondrion
Molecular function (GO): asparagine-tRNA ligase activity; ATP binding
Source: RefSeq, a predicted model, not a curated record